Eutrema salsugineum is the source of this 363-nucleotide messenger RNA. Its product is annotated as non-specific lipid-transfer protein 15. Gene Ontology annotation, cellular component: membrane. The record is from RefSeq and is a predicted model, not a curated record. Gene Ontology annotation, molecular function: lipid binding. Gene Ontology annotation, biological process: lipid transport. The transcript is spliced from 2 exons. Lineage: Eukaryota; Viridiplantae; Streptophyta; Magnoliopsida; Brassicales; Brassicaceae. The coding region runs from base 1 to 363 and encodes 120 amino acids.
AUGAACAAAUCAAUCUUGGUCGUUUGUAUCAGUUUAGUAGUGUUUCUAUCCCCAACUCUCGGUGCUAAAAUGAUGAGUAACCAGAAUGGCGAUAGACACUGUGGAAUGGCGCAAGGCAAGGUGAUAAGUUCAUGUUUGCAUCGAGAUAACGGACAAUCGAGACAAGGUGAUUGUUGUCAAGCUUUAUACGAGCUAAACUUACAAGCAGAGACGCCAAACGCACGUCAAGAUCUCUGCAGGUGUUUCCAAGAAAUUGUAUGGUUGUCUCCUUAUAAUAAACUUAUCGGGUUGCCUGAACACUGUGGUAUUUCUAAGGCGGUUCCAUUUGACACUAAAACGGAUUGUGGAAGGAUUAAGCUCUGA